Messenger RNA from Cryptococcus deneoformans JEC21, 2075 nucleotides. RefSeq names its product expressed protein. Lineage: Eukaryota; Fungi; Basidiomycota; Tremellomycetes; Tremellales; Cryptococcaceae. The record is from RefSeq and is a predicted model, not a curated record. Gene Ontology annotation, biological process: carbohydrate metabolic process. The transcript has 7 exons. The coding region runs from base 248 to 1516 and encodes 422 amino acids.
CUCUUCUUCUGACCAUUACUACAGACAGUUCAUAAUCACAUUCUUAGAACACGACGCCGGACAGUCUUCUGCGUCGCAAAAGGUCUCGACAACAAAAAAUCAACAAGCAAACGUCAUACGUGAGCUCUCCACAGUCAGGACACGAAAUCAACAGCAGAUCGUCCACAUCUGCACUGCAUACUGCGCAUCGCACGGCCCUGUACAUAUCACUGCGGUGUGCCCCACAGAUUGAAGCCACUGUCUUGACAUGAGAAGUCCCGGCCCGUCUCUGAUUCUACUGGCUGCCCUGCCCUUGGCAUCAGCAACUCAUCUCAGUAGCAAACUCCAGGACAAGGUGUAUGAUGUUAUGGAAAACAUUUCUACCCAUAGUUGGGAAAUCGGUACCAAAGCGCAGGCUAUCCUUGAGAGCAAAUAUCCCAGCUACUCCGUCUUUGCCUCAACAUCUCCCAUUCCUCUUCCGGAUGACUUUGACGACGAUGACAUUGAGGACGUCGUUGCUGUGGCUGAAUACACUAUGAAUAAUCGCCCCCCAAGCAACACUUCUGCUUCGGCUCACGGUGGUAGCACCCUGCUUGACGACGAGGCUGCUGGCGACCCCGCGAGUUUGGGUGUGACCAUACUCCUGGCCAAUGCAAGCACCGACAAUGCACAAGUUAAUGGAGUCAGUUACGGUGAUGCAGCGAGGGAAGAGCUCAAUUACCUCCUGUAUGACGUCCCUAGGACGUCUUCUGGAGCUAUCUCUCACCGAGCAGAUCAAGCACAACUGUGGGCAGACAGUGUUUACAUGGUUCCGCCUUUUCUUGCAUACUACGGUGCCCUAAAUAAUAAUCAAACACUCCUUCAACAGGCGUAUCAGCAGUGCAAGCUUUAUCGAGACGCUCUUCGCCAAUCUAAUGGGUUAUGGAUUCACAUCACCGGCGGUAAUGGAACUUCAGAUCCCAAUCUUUGGGCAACUGGUAAUGGUUGGGCUGCGGCGGGAAUGUUGAGGGUUUGGGCAACCAUAAACUGGUCGACCUUUUCGGAUCAAUUGGACAGCCAGUUGAGUGAUUUGGAAUCAUGGGUGAGGGAAAUCCUUGACGCGUCCAAGCCUUACAUUACGGGCAACGGCAUCUUCUACAACUACAUCAACGAUACUUCUUCAUUUGAAGACGCUUCUUCAGCAGCCCUCAUGUCUCAUGUCGGUCUUCGUUUAUCAACUCUCGGCAUCACCAAUGACUACGUCGACAUGGCACUCGGUCUCCUUUCCGCCGCAUCAUCCUACGUAAACUCCACUGGAUACCUUACACAAGUCGUCAACCCUCUCGAUUUCUCUGAGCAAGGUGAAGAAUCUCCUGAAGGACAGAGUUUCCUCGUGAUGGCAUACGCGGCACAUACAGACUGGGAUGACGCUGGACGAGCAGGGCAUACGAAGGAUGAUGGGUUGGGAUCAAAAAGUGGAGCUUCACCACAAAUUGGCGGGCUGGGAAGUGCGAUGGUCGUUGCGAUUGGGCUACUUGCUAUGCUUGUGACAUUAUAAUGUCCUUAAAAAUUGGUCCUCGUUAGUCUAGAAACGCUAGACAUGCUUAUAUUAGAUUCACAAAUCUCUUUUUGGUAACAACCUAAGAGUUAUAGUUAACACAUGUAUAUUUUGGCUGGCCGGCAGUCUUUUGACAGCUUUGAAAAGGCACGGGGAGGUGACGAUAAAUUCGGAAGAAGGGAGCAGGUAGGCGACAGGGAGAGGGUCAGACUGUAUGCUUCGAAUAUUCAGAACAAGAUUACUAGAGUGAGCUGGGCCGAAGAUAUGGAGCCAUCUAUCGAAAAGGGUGGGUUUACAUCCACGCUUUGGCUGAACGGAGUGUUCGCACCUUGUAGAAGGUCUUGUCAUGAUGGGAGUUUCUCCUCCAAUGGAAGGUCGGCUGGAUUCGUCAUUUGAGUCUUGUAUGCAUUAUCGGCCACGAUCUGAAAAGCUAACUCAAUCCGAACGGUUUUCCUGACCUACUGGCGAUUCGCGGCAUCUUUGGGAAGGCAGAUCCUUACUACAUGGCGUCUUUCAUAUUAUCAGUCCAAGAAGCAAGAAUCUCCAUUCUUUAAAUUGA